Molecule: messenger RNA, 1006 nt
Organism: Saccostrea cuccullata (small rock oyster)
Lineage: Eukaryota; Metazoa; Mollusca; Bivalvia; Ostreida; Ostreidae
Exons: 2
Coding region: 61-843 (260 amino acids)
Molecular function (GO): protein binding
Source: RefSeq, a predicted model, not a curated record
CUGUUUCAUAUAGGGUGUUUUAGCUACAUACCUAAUAACUACUUUCAAUUAAAUGUUAUUAUGAAAUUCCAUCUACAAAUAUUUUUGUGCCUUUUCAUCACAGGAUCUGUAGUUUCCAGUGAUGAUGAUUGUAUCAGCAAAAUAGAAUUCAAUGCAUUUAAACAAACUGUAUUGAAACAACUUAGAAAUCUGGAGAUCGAAAACAAAGUGCAAGCGAAACUAAUAGCCAGUCAGGAAAGAAUGAUCUCCAGCCUUAAAGAAUCGCUCACAGGAAACGGCGAAACAUUAACCGAACUGAGCAGGGAAGAAAAUUCAACGAUAAAUUCUACGCUCGUCGAUAUGGCAACACCGCAAUUACCUCUAAAGACCAUAUUAUCAACCUCAUCGCUCAAGAGAAUGAAGCAACCAAAGGUAAGCAGAAUCACCGACGCCCCUGAGUACCCCAUUGCUUUCUAUGCAUAUCUAACUACACCUGAAGUAAAUCCUGGAGCGCAUCACAUAGUUGUCUAUGACCAUGUUAUGACGAAUAAUGGACAGGGAUAUAAUAAACACACGGGAUCCUUUACUGCUCCCACGACUGGAACUUACGUUUUCUCUUGGACGACAUUUGUUGAUCCACAUUCCCGUUUUCCGAUGGAGCUAACGGUUAAUAGCGCUAGAGCUGGCAUUGUGUUUGUACAAGGUGACACCACAUAUAAUGGAGUUACUGGUAUGGCCGUCGUUAAUCUUCAACUAGGAGACGCUGUAUAUGUAAGAUCUGAACCUGGAUACACUCCAGUUGGCAAUAUUUACAGCGAUCACAACACACAAACCUCAUUUUGUGGAUGGUGCCUAUCCUGCUAAAAUCUUUGACAGUUUGGAAUUAUUUGGAGAUUUUGUAAACUUUCUAUAAUAAUCAAGAUUUAUAAGUCCUUUAAGAUGUACAAUGUAUGAAGAUCUGACAUUUUAAAAGUUUGAAAUUAUUUGGAGAUUUUGUAAACUGAAUAAUAAUCAAGAUUUAUAUAUC